AGAAGACGUCUUCCACCAGUCUGCAUUGUCACAUUCCUUCUGCCACUGAACUGAGAUGCCUGUAGAGACGCUGUCAAUCAGAGACAGAAACGCAGUGGGUCGGUUUCCAUCGGUCACUUUUGGAUUUUGGGACGAUACAGAUGAAAAAAAAGAACAACCAGAAGAGGAAAAUGUUCAGACAGAAAGCGCAUGCCGGCAGUGGCUGCGAAAGAUCUGUCCGUGCUGCUGUCCUAAGCCAAAUGAUGAUGAUAUCACAAACACCUCGGUCACAGGGAUUGAUGAGCUGGAUAAGGAGGACGGGAUAAGUGGCGAGAAGCCCAUGACUGGCGACAGCGAGCUUGAUGAACUUCUUCUCAAAGUGCAAUCAAUAGACCUGAUGAAAAGCAAAUCAGGGGAGAACCGCAUGGAGCAUCACACAAAUCUCUACCAAAGUGACAAGUGUAUUAUCCGCAGAGGGCAGACUUUCCAGAUGUGGAUUACCCUGUCUCGGCCUUUCAACCCCAGCACUGACAAGCUUCACCUUGAACUUAAAACAGGGCCACUGCCAGCAGUGGCAAAGGGUACCCAUGUCAUCAUCCCUUUGGUGGAAGAGUUGGAGGAUGGUCGCUGGGAGGCUGCUGUCGUGACACAGGAUGAGAAAAGGAUAAAGCUGUCAGUUAAUUCUCCACCCACAGUGGCCAUUGGCCGAUAUCAACUCACAGUGGAAACAAACUGUGCAAACGGCAAGGCUGUUUCCUCACAUGACCCUGCUAAUGACAUCUACAUGUUGCUCAACCCCUGGUGUGAAGAUGACACAGUGUUCAUGGAUUCUGAAGAGGAGAGGCAGGAGUACAUCCUCAAUGAUGUUGGACGAAUCUACUACGGCACAGAGAAUCAAAUUGGAGUGAGGACCUGGAACUAUGGCCAGUUCCAUGAUGGGAUUCUAGAGGCCUGCCUCUUUGUCCUGGAGAAGAGUGGAACUCCUCCAUCCGGUUGGGGAGACCCGGUUAAUGUGGUGCGAAUCAUUUCAGCCAUGAUCAACUCCCCUGAUGACCUCGGUGUCCUGGAGGGAAACUGGUCAGGAGACUAUUCAGAUGGGACUAGUCCAACAGUUUGGAGUGGAAGUGUGGAAAUCCUGAAGGAAUACCAUAAAAACAGCGGCACCCCUGUUAAGUAUGGCCAGUGCUGGGUCUUUGCUGGCGUAGUCACAACAGUGCUACGGUGUUUGGGCAUCCCCAGUCGAACUGUGACCAACUUCAGCUCAGCUCAUGACACGGACGUCUCCUUGACAACAGACGUGUACUUGGACGAGAAAUUGGAGCCUAUAGAUUACCUCAAUGCCGACUCUAUCUGGAACUUCCAUGUGUGGAACGACUGCUGGAUGGCUCGCCCGGACUUGCCUCCAGGCAAUGGAGGCUGGCAAGCUGUCGACGCUACACCUCAGGAGACCAGCCAAGGCACCUUCCGCUGUGGCCCCGCUUCUCUUGCAGCUGUCCGCAAUGGUCAAGUCUACCUCAAACACGACUGUCCGUUUGUGUUUGCUGAGGUAAACAGUGACAAAAUCUACUGGCAGAGAAAUGUGAAUGGGACCUUCAGUCAAAUCUACAGUGAGAAAAAGACUGUGGGACACAACAUCAGCACAAAGGCCGUUGGCUCUGAUGAACGCAGCGACAUCACACACUUAUACAAACAUCCUGAAGGCACAGAGGAAGAACGCAUUGCUGUAGAAACAGCCUGUCGCUAUGGCUCCAAAGCAGAGGCCUAUUCGUCUUCCACGGCAGAGGACGUCUCUAUAGAAGUGACCACGGAUGGCGAAGGUCCUAAAAUGGGAAGGGAUGCAGAGCUGACCAUCGUGCUGCGAAACCGCAGCUCAGAGCAGCGCACAGUCACCCUGCACAGCCAGGCGGCGGUCAUGUACUACACCGGUGUCCACAAGGCCACGGUCAGAAAGGACACUACAGAUGUGGAAGUGCCGCCCAACGAGGAGACGGUUUUGGAGUGGUCCCUGGAGCACAAAGACUACAAGGACCAGCUGAUAGACCAGGCCGCUCUGAUGCUGACACUGUCAGGCAGGGUCAAAGAAACACAGCAGGUCCUGGCCACUCAGUUCAGCUUCCGACUCCGGACCCCAGACCUCAACUUGAAGCCAAUCGGGAAGGCUGUGGUAGGAGAAAAGAUGGCAGCACAGAUUUCAUUCACGAACCCACUACCACAGGUCCUGAAAGCAGUGAUAUUCCACGUGGAAGGACUCGGCCUCCUACCUGCUCGCAAGAUUAAUUAUGGAGAUAUUGGCAGCCAUGCCUCUGUGUCUCUCACGGAGCACUUCAUCCCCACGCUGCCUGGACCGAGGAAAUUACUGGCUUCACUGGACUGCAAGCAGCUCACUCAGGUUCAUGGUGUGAUUGACAUCACUGUGAAGGAAAAAAGCAACGCCACUCUUUAACGAUUUGAAACGAAGGCAUUUUUACAAUGAAUGUUGACAGUCAUUUCCUCCAUACAGGCACUAACCCAAUGUUUUUGUUUUUGUUUUUCCAAAAUGAAGAAUUUUCCCAUGUAAUUUAUAUGGAAAACCUAUAUUUAAAUUUACAAAGAUGUGACACUGCUUUAUUUUGCAUGAGAAUUUCAUUAUGACCCGUGACCACAGGCAGACAACUAAUCAUGAAACAUCUAAGAAAAACGUGGUCUUUCUCUGAUUUCAUCUCAGAGUAGACACAAUCUUUCAUACUCUAUGAAAACCAGUAUUACCCCACAUCAGAUUGUUUUGCAUUUUAAUGUGGAAGAUAUUGUGAUAUGGUUCUAUAACAUGCAGGAGUGGAAGGUGCAGCUAUGAUUACUCUUCCAGAGUCCCACAGUGGUUGCAGUGGUUGGACAACUUGGCAGCUUAGAUGAAAGAAGUGUGCUUUUAUGAAGGCUCUAUGGUGAGGUCAUGUUUUGUACUUAUACAUGCUAUGUAUUUAUUUUGUUUGUGUUGCUGUGUGUGACAAUAAGGAUGAUUUUAUUUAAAUAUCUAAAUACUGCUGCAAAUGCUCUUGUAUCAUUACAACACAAAUAAUUAAAACUGUAUCUUGGUGA
Molecule: messenger RNA, 3051 nt
Organism: Toxotes jaculatrix (banded archerfish)
Lineage: Eukaryota; Metazoa; Chordata; Actinopteri; Toxotidae
Product: protein-glutamine gamma-glutamyltransferase K-like
Exons: 14
Coding region: 56-2422 (788 amino acids)
Biological process (GO): peptide cross-linking
Molecular function (GO): protein-glutamine gamma-glutamyltransferase activity
Source: RefSeq, a predicted model, not a curated record